UUUUAAUGGGGAAUACAAACAAAAACUUCGGGUGCGGCGGCGGCCACUCAACCGAUGAUGACGAUGACCUGGACGAUACUGUUCCCGUACAUCCGUAUUGGUUGGGCACUCAUCCCGAGCCGUGGGAUAUCGACCGCAUUCAGCCGGAACUGCUAGUGUUUCGGCAAAAUCAUCCGAAACUGGACCUACGCUACGAUAUGUCGGCCGAACAAGCAGUAGACGCUAUAGUGGCCAACGAGCUGUUAGCGGCUACGGGUAGUCGAUUGGUGUUCAUAGCGCACGGCUUUCGCAGCCAUAAACAUACCGAAUGGUUGCACAUAAUGAAGGAUCGGCUGAUCGACGAAAGAGAUCAAACGGUAGCCAUUGUCGGCUGGGGUAAGGGAUCCGAUAUCGGUGUGUCCGCUUACGAACAAGCGGCGGCCAAUGCACUGGCCGUUGGCCAAUGGCUGGCACCGUAUUUGCGUGAACUGCGCAAACGUUUCCCAGAAAUAUCGCUGUGGCUAAUCGGUCACAGUUUGGGCGCACAUUUGGCCGGUCGGGCCGGCCGUGAAAGUCAAGUAAAAAUCGAUCGAAUAACAGGUUUAGAUCCGGCGGGUGUCGGCUUUCAAACCGAAAAUCUGGACAAACGUCUCAAUCGGACCGAUGCUCGACUGGUCGAUGUCAUCCACAGCGACGGCAAAUCUGUACCCUAUUUCGGUACACUUGUACCGUUAGGUUCGGUAGAUUUCUAUCCGAAUUACGGCUGGAAUCAGCCAACAAACGACGCGCCCGACAAAAAGCCGUACCUACAGAGCACACGUCGGUCGGCCAAAGGUCAAGUUAGUCCGUACGGUAGCGGCUUUACGGUCAGCCAUAGCCGCGCUAUCGACUAUUUUAUGUGGAGUAUCGGCAAUUCGGGUUCGUUUCGGACGUCGCUGGUCCUCGAAGACGAACCCGAUGUUGAUUCGGCCGUACAUCGGGUCAAACGUGUGGAUCGGGAGACCGAAAUGGGCUACUAUACCGAUCAGUGGCCUAACAACGAUCUGCCCGAUCGAUGCUAUUAUGUGUUGACCAAUGCUAGCGAACCGUGGAUUUGA
Oppia nitens is the source of this 1076-nucleotide messenger RNA. RefSeq names its product phospholipase A1-like. The record is from RefSeq and is a predicted model, not a curated record. The transcript has a single exon. Lineage: Eukaryota; Metazoa; Arthropoda; Arachnida; Sarcoptiformes; Oppiidae. Gene Ontology annotation, molecular function: lipase activity. Bases 6 to 1076 code for a protein of 356 amino acids.